AUGGAGGCCCAAGAGCUGCCGGCACUGGCACUGGAGGUACUCGAGCUGGCGGCACUGGCGGUGGAGGCACUGGAGCUAGGGGUACUGGCACUGGAGGCGCUGGUGCUGGAGGUGCUGGAGCUAGAGGCGCUCGAGCUGGAGGCGCUAGAGGUGGAGGCCCUCGAGCUGGAGGCACUGACGCUGGAGGUACUGGAGUUGGAGGCACUGGUGGCACUGGGGUUGCUAGUCCUGGAGGCACUGGUGCUGGUGGCACUAUGGAGCCUCUCUCCCCGCAGCAGCUGCGCGAGUGGUUCGCUCGGCGCACCCACCUUCGGAGUCGCACUACUACAGCUAGAGGCGCUAGAGCUGGAGGCACUGGGGCUGGAGGCGCUGGAGCUGGAGGCACUUGCGCUCGAGGCACUGGACCUGGAGACGCUGGAGCAGGAGGCGCUGGCGCUGGAGGAGCUGGAGCUGGUAGCGCUGGAGCUGGAGGCGCUGGCGCUGGAGGCGCUGGAGCUGGAGCUGCUGGCGCUAGAGGCGCUAGAGCUGGCGGCACUGGGACUGGAGACGCUGGUGCUGGAGGCGCUGGAGCUGGUGGCGCUGGAGCUGGAGCUGGUGGCGCUGGAGACCCUGGAGCUCGAGGUACUAGUGCUGGAGACACUGGAGCUGGUGGCGUUGGAGCUGGAGGUGCUAGCGCUGGAGACCCUGGAGCUGGAGCCAGCCUCCCUUACGGUGCGUCAUGAGCCUGCGUCUCGUCCUGCCUCCCCUGUUCGCACUGUUCGUCGUGCUCGUCGUGUCCCUCGUCCGCGUCCUCCUCCUGUGCCAGGUACUCACACUAUGGCACUUCGUCCUUCCUCUAUUCCGCAACGGGUCCAUCUGCCGUCUCCUCCUGCGUCCUCUCUUCCUGACAUUCCUGACCCUGAGUCUGACUUGGUCCGUGCUACCAGUCCUACUGUCACGCGUCUCCUGGCCACUGUCGUCACUGACCCGUCGUUUGAGUCUACUGCUGCGUUUGCCUUAGUUGCUGAGCUUGUGGACUUUGCUGCUGCGUGUCGUCUCGACUACGCUGCUAGUCUUGUUGCUGAGUCUGAGCCUGUCUGUCCUCCGUCUGUCGGGGGUGAGUGUGCUCUUGGCACGGACGUCCUUGAGGACAGGCAGGAGGACUUUGAGUGUCUUGCGGCUGCUGUACCUCAUCUCGUGGCCUGGCUGCUUGCACCUGAAAUAAACCCGGAUGCACUGGACAUCUCGACCCCGCGCUCUUACGCAGAGGCAAUUUCGAGUCCCUACUCCUCUCAGUGGCAGACAGCCAUGGACGUAGAGAUGGCAUCCUGGAAGUCCACAGGCACUUACGUCGACGAAGUUCCCCCUCCUGGGGAAACAUACAUCAUCGAUGGCAUGUGGAUUUUCAGGGGAGUUGACUUCUUCCAGACCUUCUCCCCUACCCCAAAGAUGACCACUCUUCGGGUGCUACUGCACGUUGCCGCUCAGCAUGACUACGAGCUUCACUCUCUUGACUUCAGCACAACUUUCUUACAGGGCAGCCUGCACGAGGAGAUCUGGCUGCGCCGCCCACUUGGCUUCACUGGGUCGUUUCCUGCAGGUACCCAGUGGAGCCUCCAGCGGCCAGUCUACGGUCUCCGUCAGGCGCCUCGUGAGUGGCACGACAGACUGAGGACGACGCUUGCGGCUCUCGGGUUUGCUCCUUCGACUGCUGACCCGUCGCUGUUUCUGCGCACAGACACUUCGCUGCCGCCGUUUUACAUCCUCGUGUACGUCGACGACUUGGUUUUUGCCACUGCUGUCAAUGAGGCACUGGCCCUUGUGAAGUCGGAGCUACAGAAGAGACACACGUGCACAGACCUGGGCAUGGGGCUGGUGCUUGGAGGACAGGGUCGAGUUGUCCUCACUGGACACUCAGACGCCUCUUGGGUUGACGACCUGGCUACGCAGCGGUCGUCUCAGGGUUACACCUUCAGCCUUGGUUCCGGCAAUGUUUCUUGGCGGUCUACUCGUUCUUCUGUUCUCAGCUCCAGUUGUGAGGCUAAGAUCUACGCAGGAGCCAUGGCUGCACAGGAGUUAUGCUGGCUCACCUACCUGCUGACUGACUUGGGAGAGCGGCCUAGUUCUCCUCCAGUUCUGUACGUAGACAACAAGGCUGCUAUCGCCUUGGGUCAGGUGCACACACUGGAGCACAGAACGAAGCACAUCGCUCUACGCUACUUCCUUGCUCGAAAGUUGCAGCAGCGUGGUCAGCUUCAUCUUGCUUACGUGGCCACCCGGGCCAACACAGCUGAUAUCUUCACCAAGGCACUUCCGCCUGGUGAUCAUCAGCGUCUGUGUACUGCUUUAGGCCUUGUGCCUACGUUUGCUCACUUGCUCACUGCGUGA
This is a messenger RNA of Closterium sp. Yama58-4, 2367 nucleotides long. NCBI's taxonomy places the organism in Eukaryota, Viridiplantae, Streptophyta, Zygnematophyceae, Desmidiales, Closteriaceae. The record is from the annotation of a GenBank genome assembly.